CUGAGGCUUUUCUCUUUUAUUAACUUCCAUUCCCCCAAUUCAGUCCCAAUUCCCCUUCCAAUCGUCAGUUUCAGUCCACCUGUUUUCUCAAUGUCUCAACCCACCGCCACCGCCGCCGCCGCCUCCUCCAGCACCAGCACCGCCACCGCCAUCCCCAUCCCCGCCGCCGACGGAUACAAAAUCCACAAACCGUACAACGCCAAAGCCCAAGCCCGCGACUGCUGCAACUGCAUCUUCUUCCUCAUCUUCGCCCUCGCCCUCGCCUGCGCCGUCCCCGCCGUCACCCGCGCCCUCAUCUACCUCCAGCCCGGCCUCCCCGCCGUCGCCGUCAUCUCCUCCACCGUCACCGUCAGAAACGUCUCCGACAGCCUCAUCACCGCCAGCUGGGACGUCACCUUCACCCUCUCCAACCCCAACGACAGGGGAUUCUUCUACGAGCGCCUCGUAGCCUACGCCGCCGGAGGCGGCGGCGCCUCCGGCGGCCACCGCAUCGCCAACGUCACCCUCCCGCCGUUCCGCCAGGCCGGACGCGCCGCCGCCACGCUCUCCGCCUCGUUCCCAGCGUUGAAAUUCGUGGUGAACGACUGCGCGGCAAACCGGACGAUCCUCCGGCCAUGCGCGCCGGCGCCGCUGAGCCUGCUGGUGGAGCCGGCGGCGGUGUACGAGCGGUGGACGUGGCCGUGGAAGGGGGAUGUGGUCGUGGCGGAGUGUGACGUCAAGGAGGUGGCGUUCCGGCCGCGUGUGACGAAAUUGGAGCUGGGUCCGGCGAGCUGCCGCUCCGACGGGCGGUGGCGGCGGUUGGAGGUGAAGUGCCGGACCAUAUUCUGGAAUUAUGUCUACGUUGCGGGAAUGUGUCUUGCGAUUUUGGCGUUCUCUCUUUAGGCGGUUGAGUUUUAAUUAUCUCUCUUUUGGGAAAGUUAUUUUCUUCUUAAUUUCUGAUUUUUUUUUUGUUGUUGUUGUUGUGCUAGCUAGCUAAGUAGAGAGCAUAAAUAUUCGUCUGUAAAUAUGGCGAAAUCGAUACAUUUCGAUUAAUGAAGAGCAGUUACCAUGUACAAUUAAGGUUGUCAUUACCG
This is a messenger RNA of Linum trigynum, 1073 nucleotides long. Lineage: Eukaryota; Viridiplantae; Streptophyta; Magnoliopsida; Malpighiales; Linaceae. The record is from the annotation of a GenBank genome assembly.